AUGGCAUCACAGCAACAUGGUGACAAAAACACCAACACGAAGGCAUGGAAGCCUGGCAACAAAGACAAGAAGGACAUGAUCAUAGUGGCAACACGAACACAAGCACCAGGGUGCGACCAGCGACUAGACAAAUGCAAGCAUGAGCAGGUGCAGGAGUUCAAGCACAAAAGGAUGGAGGAGCGUGGGUGGGUGGAGGACGAUGAGCAGGUGGAAGGCAAUGAGCAGUUGGAAGGCAAUGAGCGGGUGGACAACAACGAGUGGGGAGAGGACAAGUGGGUGGAUGAUGAUGAGUGGGGAGAGGAUGACAAGCGGGUGGAUGACAAUGAGCAGGCGGACAAUGAUGAGUGGGCAGAUGACAACGAGUGGGUGGACAACAACGAGUGGGCGGACAACAACAAGCAAGCGGACAACAACGAGAGGGUGGACGACGAGCACGGGCAGGGGGAGGAAGACAAGCAGGAGCUAGGGUGGGCGGUUGGUGAUGGGAGGUCAGCCUUGUCUCCCCAUCCACCUGCUGCUCCUCUCUUGCCUUGCCCUCUCCCUCUCCCAUGGGUGACUACAGGAUAA
Molecule: messenger RNA, 567 nt
Organism: Cyclocybe aegerita
Lineage: Eukaryota; Fungi; Basidiomycota; Agaricomycetes; Agaricales; Hemipholiotaceae
Source: the annotation of a GenBank genome assembly